Cicer arietinum (chickpea) is the source of this 728-nucleotide messenger RNA. RefSeq names its product sm-like protein LSM8. Gene Ontology annotation, cellular component: U4/U6 x U5 tri-snRNP complex; U6 snRNP; precatalytic spliceosome. The record is from RefSeq and is a predicted model, not a curated record. Gene Ontology annotation, biological process: mRNA splicing, via spliceosome. Gene Ontology annotation, molecular function: mRNA binding. Lineage: Eukaryota; Viridiplantae; Streptophyta; Magnoliopsida; Fabales; Fabaceae.
GUGAAGUACGAGAUUGCCCUCAAUUUAAUAAACAAUUCCCAUCCUAUCCAAACCUAAUUUUCACACUUCAGCCUCCUCUCUCUUCUGUCACUCACGCGGUGCUCUCUCUCUAUUUCCCUGUUCGUAUCAUCGAAACUUUGAGAGUAUCAAUAUGUCAACCGGUCCUGGACUUGAGUCUCUUGUAGAUCAGACAAUUUCAGUCAUUACAAAUGAUGGACGAAAUAUAGUGGGAGUCCUAAAAGGUUUUGACCAGGCAACAAAUAUUAUUCUUGAUGAGUCGCAUGAACGAGUUUUUUCUACCAAGGAAGGUGUUCAGCAACUUGUUCUAGGUUUAUACAUCAUUAGGGGUGACAACAUAAGUGUUGUCGGUGAACUGGAUGAGGAACUAGACUCUAACUUAGAUUUGUCCAAGCUUAGAGCUCAUCCCUUAAAGGCUGUCAUCCACUGAAGUAAAACUGUUAGAGCUGUUAGGAGAUGGUUGCUUUCUUGGUAGAAAGGAUUGGAGCAUUAGUACAUUACAUACGACAUUAAGCAAUGAAAUGAAAGUAAAAGAAUAUGCUGAUAAAACAAUAUGCUAAAUAAGUAAAUAUCUUGAUUCUGUUGUUGAUGUUGGUAUGGAAAUCAUGGCUUUCUACAUGUUGGAUUAUGCAAUGUAACAAACUCCUGAGUCCUGACUAUCUGAUUUGAAGAAACCUUUUUUUAUCACUGUAGUUUGCUUCUUUUGCUUA